Messenger RNA from Lithohypha guttulata, 705 nucleotides. RefSeq lists its product as uncharacterized. The record is from RefSeq and is a predicted model, not a curated record. Bases 1 to 705 code for a protein of 234 amino acids. The transcript is spliced from 2 exons. Lineage: Eukaryota; Fungi; Ascomycota; Eurotiomycetes; Chaetothyriales; Trichomeriaceae.
AUGUGGAUUUUGCUGAUUGAGGUUGUAGCCACUUUUCUGGAAGGAGGAGAGCUUUGCACAGCAGUUUGUAUACCCUUCAGCCAGAACAGAAGACAAGGAAACUUGAUAAGCAGAUUCGUGCAAGUGUGUGAUCUUUUGAACGAUCCGCCCCAAGAACAGGUUGUGAAGAUCGAGGUCGAAAACUGUUCGAAUGCGCUCAAAGUGAAGCGGGAUGUUCUAGCAACGUCCAAUGCCACUACACCCUCCCUUGACGAUGGAGUGUUCGCCAUGUCCGCCAGUAACAACGAGCUGCUUGACCUAUCCGACGACGAGGACUCGUCGCACUAUGUGGAAGUUGUCGUCGGAGAUGUUGAUACUGGCACCUACAAGUUCAGUGUCAAUUUCGACGGCCAGGUCGAAUAUGCCGCGAUCUUAGGUGGUGAUGGAUAUGUGUAUAGCAGUGAUCGCUACGUGGGCGGACCCCAAACAUUUUCCUUCAAUAUCGAAGAAGGCUCGAGCGACACUGUCUUUCUGUCUGCAUUUACCGAGAAUCCUGUCAACGUCUCGUACAGUGCUAGCAUCAAUGGUUCAACAACAUCUUCAAGCACUCCGACGCCUUCCACGUCGAAGGCAGAUCGGGUGCAUCUACAAUACCGUAUUGCCAUGAUCAGCAUUAUCAGUGUUGUAGGAAAUUUGGUGAUGAACAGUAUCAGAAACCUUUUGUGA